CGUAUCCAUUUGGACAUUAGAGUUGGAGAACAUUUUUUGGAUGAAUCUGUUGUUCAAGCCAAAGACAAAGUGAAUGAAGUUAACUUUAGACUAGAACAUCUAAUUGAGCAAAUUCAUCACAUAUCCAAAGAACAAAACUAUGAAAGAGAGCGUGAAGAAAAAUUUCGGAAGACAAGUGAAGAAACCAACAGCAAUAUUUUGUGGUGGGCUAUUGUACAAACACUAAUCCUGGUCUCCAUUGGAAUCUGGCAAAUGAAAUCUCUCAGAGAUUUCUUUAUAUCGAAGAAGCUUGUUUAAAUAUUAUAAAG
Charadrius vociferus (killdeer) is the source of this 308-nucleotide messenger RNA. Its product is annotated as glycoprotein 25L-like. Gene Ontology annotation, biological process: endoplasmic reticulum to Golgi vesicle-mediated transport; Golgi organization; intracellular protein transport. The record is from RefSeq and is a predicted model, not a curated record. The transcript has 2 exons. Gene Ontology annotation, cellular component: Golgi apparatus; endoplasmic reticulum-Golgi intermediate compartment; endoplasmic reticulum. The annotation marks the transcript as partial. NCBI's taxonomy places the organism in Eukaryota, Metazoa, Chordata, Aves, Charadriiformes, Charadriidae.